CUUGGUCCUUCACGCACGGAUCUGAAGGUUGAGGAUUGUUGUAUCUGCGUUCGCGAUAUUCGCUCUCAUCGAACUAAGAAGGAAAUAUAGUUUAUAUUGAGUUUUUCGGUUUUGGAGAUUACUAGAAUCAUGAACGACAGAGAUGCGAUUGUUCUGUCCAGUAUAAAAGAAUCAGUAGCCCCUUCCGAUUCAGAUGGCUCACCUGACAUUCAGAAUAUACAAUAUUAUCCUUUCGCCAGGGUUUUACAACUGCGGGUAUUACAGAUCGUGUGCGGCAUUUCCUUCCUCAUAAUCGGAACUGUGGCCUUCAUCGUGGAAAAGGGAAAAAUGAACCUGGGUUUGGGUAUUCCCACCGGAGGAGCAACCAUUCUGGCAGCAGCUGCAAGUAUCCAUACAACCAGAGGAUUUGGGGGAUAUCGCACUUCAGCUUUCAACCCAGGAUCUUUACUUCGACUGCUUGGACCUUCAGUAAAAGUAGCUGUUCCUUUGACACUUCUUUGGGCAGUGGCGUGCUCCUUCAUGGGACUUCUCCUAUUUAAAUCCAUUAAAGUUAUUUCUUGUUGGAAAAGUAAUCAACAAUGUGUUGUAGAUACCUAUUCAGUGGAAGAUGAUGAAUUGAGCGAUUUAUUGAUUUUAGCAAUAUUGCAAUUAACCUUGACACUACUUACAUUCAUUGCUGUUUUUUCGUUAUUAAGAAUAGAUUGGAAAUAUGAUCCUGAUUGACAUCCACCUCCCCCUGAUACGCAAAGGGGUGGUGGAGUCAGUGUCAUUGGGGGAGUAGGAGGAUUUUCUUUUGCACCAACAUCAACAACUUGUGAUAGGGUAGGCAGAGUUGCCUGGGCAGUUUGAAAAGUUUAAAUUUCAUGGUUGAUUAGAAUAAUUGUAACAUCUUUGUAUUAGAGAAUUAUAAUGUAAAUGAAUUUCUACUCUUACUUUCAUACUUUUCUUGUCAAUAAACAUUUCGUAACCCAA
Molecule: messenger RNA, 972 nt
Organism: Harmonia axyridis
Lineage: Eukaryota; Metazoa; Arthropoda; Insecta; Coleoptera; Coccinellidae
Exons: 4
Coding region: 130-723 (197 amino acids)
Source: RefSeq, a predicted model, not a curated record